AUCAAAACUCUUAUUUGUUUAGGAAUACAUCUCAUUGUUCAUUAUGGUGCACAGGAAUGCAUCUCAUUGUACAUUAUGGUGCACAGGAAUACAUUUCAUUGUACAUUAUGGUGCAUUCGAAUACAUCUCAUUGCACAUUAUGGUGUACAUGAAUACAUUUUAUUGUACAUUAUGGUGCAUAGGAAUACAUCUCAUUGUUCAUUAUGUUGCACAGGAAUACAUCUCAUUGUUCAUUAUGUUGCACAGGAAUGCAUUUCAUUGUACAUUAUGGUGCAUAGGAAUACAUUUCAUUGUACAUUAUGGUGCACAGGAAUACAUUUCAUUGUACAUUAUGGUGCAUUCGAAUACAUCUCAUUGCACAUUAUGGUGUACAUGAAUACAUUUUAUUGUACAUUAUGGUGCAUAGGAAUACAUCUCAUUGUUCAUUAUGUUGCACAGGAAUACAUCUCAUUGUUCAUUAUGUUGCACAGGAAUGCAUUUCAUUGUACAUUAUGGUGCACAGGAAUACAUUUCAUUGUACAUUAUGGUGCACAGGAAUACAUCUCAUUGUUCAUUAUGUUGCACAGGAAUACAUCUCAUUGUUCAUUAUGUUGCACAGGAAUGCAUUUCAUUGUACAUUAUGGUGCAUAGGAAUACAUUUCAUUGUACAUUAUGGUGCACAGGAAUACAUUUCAUUGUACAUUAUGGUGCACAGGAAUACUUCUCAUUGUUCAUUAUGUUGCACAGGAAUGCAGCUCAUUGUACAUUAUGGUGCACAGGAAUGCAGCUCAUUGUACAUUAUGGUGCACAGGAAUGCAUCUCAUUGUACAUUAUGGUGCACAGGAAUAUAUUUCAUUGUACAUUAUGGUGCACGGGAAUACAUUUCAUAGUACAUUAUUGUGCACAUGAAUACAUUUCAUUGUACAUUAUGGUGUACAGGAAAACAUUUCAUUGUACAUUAUUGUGCACAGGAAUACAUUUCAUUGUACAUUAUGGUGCACAAGAAUAUAUUUCAUUGUACAUUAUGGGGCAUAGGAAUACAUAUCAUAUAUUGUACAUUAUUGUGCACAGGAAUACAUUUCAUUGUACAUUAUGGUGCACAAGAAUAUAUUUCAUUGUACAUUAUGGGGUAUAGGAAUACAUAUCAUAUAUUGUACAUUAUUGUGCACAGGAAUACAUCUCAUUGUACAUUAUAUUGCACAGGAAUACAUCUAAUCUUAUGAUUGUACAGUAUUUACUAUGAUUUCUUAUCCAAUGCAGUGCACCUUGCGUGAUCUAUGUAUCUCUGGUACAUGGUUCAUGUACAGUAUGUACAUUGUUUAUGUGAUGAUACAUGGUUCAUGUCUUUCUCUUUGUAGAUGGUCUAUAUGUCCUUGUAUAUGGUCUAUUUAUGCCCAUGUAUAUGUUCUAGGUAUGUCAGUGUGCAUGGUCUUUACCAUGCAAGCCAUGCAUAUCCACAUACAUGGUCCAUGUAUAUCCAUGCACAUGGUUUAUGUGUUCCUGUACUAGUUUAUAUGUCCGUGUAUAUGGUCUAUGUAUGUCCUGUACAUUAUUAAUGUAUGGCCACCCAGGACUGUUAUACACAUAAUAGCUAUUAAGCUUUUGCCCCACUUCCCACAUAGGACCAUUUUUGAUGGGAAACAGUUUUGGGUUGGAGAGAAGGCAAUGCAAAAUUCUCACAGAGGACCAUUUUGAUGGGAAAUAGUUUUUUGGAGGAGAGAAGGCAAUGCAAAAUUCUCACAUCGGACCAUUUUUGAUGGGAAUUAGUUUUUUGGAGGAGAGAAGGCAAUGCAAAAUUCUCACAUAGGACCAUUUUUUGACGGGAAAUAGUUUUUGGAAGGAGAAAAGGCAAUAAUACAAAAUAAGGCUUAUAUGAAAAAUGCUAUCAGGUAUACUUUUCGUGUAUAAUAUUUUAUAUGGUGAAAAUAUUAAUAUUUUCCAUGAUGUAUUUUUCAAUAUUAUUACUGCACAUAAUGUUAUAAAAAAUAUUACCC
Messenger RNA from Owenia fusiformis, 1973 nucleotides. Lineage: Eukaryota; Metazoa; Annelida; Polychaeta; Sabellida; Oweniidae. The record is from the annotation of a GenBank genome assembly.